This is a messenger RNA of Dalotia coriaria, 951 nucleotides long. It is a transcript of the gene l(2)34Fc, whose product is annotated as lethal (2) 34Fc. Bases 105 to 737 code for a protein of 210 amino acids. Gene Ontology annotation, cellular component: membrane. The transcript is spliced from 4 exons. The record is from RefSeq and is a predicted model, not a curated record. Lineage: Eukaryota; Metazoa; Arthropoda; Insecta; Coleoptera; Staphylinidae.
CCGGUGCAAAAUAACGAUUCGAAAGUCUACCAUUGAAGCCAAUAUCGCUGGAAGACUUCAGUACUGCAUCAAACGUUGAUCCGUACAGACGUACACAUCCAAAAAUGAAACUCACUGCUCUCGUGUUGACGCUGUGUGUGGCUGUACAUGCCAAUUCCAAUGGAGGUUCGGAGACCUGUUGCGUUGACAUGGUGCCGAAGCAUCCGGUAGACGCACAGUCUUCACCAUUUGCCAAAACAGGCUAUAAAGUAUCAGUUGAUAAAGAGAAGAUUAGUGAUGGUGGAGAGGCUAAGAUUACCGUCAGUGGUGAACGUCCUUUCAAAGGAUAUUUACUACAGGUUAGGGAUGGAGAGACUGCGAUUGGUACUUUUGAUAUUGCUGCCAAUGAUGGACAUAGUAAAACUAUUAAUUGUUUCACCAAAGAAAAGGACCACCACUUACAAUCUCAUAACACUUUACACAAACACGUUGAUCUAAUGUUAAGACGUUGGUUGGGCAUGCUGAGCCAUUUGCUCAAUCAGCUUCCGUUUCCGGUCGAUUUCAACGAUGUCUUUUUCAGAGGCGAGCCGAAACAUAAUAUGGCGACGCAUAACAAUGCUAAUGACAAAAAAUCCGUGUCCGUUACCUGGAAGCCACCGAAAGGCGUCAAGAAGACUUAUACUGUCUAUGUAACUGUUGCUGAGAAUGGUGGUGUCUUCUGGGUUCGUCAGCCGACUGCCAAAAUUACCGUUGAGUAAUCAAAAACUCGAAAUCACCGCAAUUGGUGUUUUAAAUUAUUUGUUUCUGUCUUCAAACUACACACAUUGUGCACAUAGCUUACUUAACACUGUUUUAUUAUACUAAUUUUAAAGAAGAACAAAUACUCGUUGUCUGUAAUAAUAGUGUUAUGAAUCUUUUGAUAAUGGUGCUUUUGAUUUUUUGUUUAAUAAAUUGACUUGUAAAUAUUGUAAA